Molecule: messenger RNA, 605 nt
Organism: Nicotiana attenuata
Lineage: Eukaryota; Viridiplantae; Streptophyta; Magnoliopsida; Solanales; Solanaceae
Product: peamaclein-like
Exons: 2
Coding region: 115-387 (90 amino acids)
Source: RefSeq, a predicted model, not a curated record
CUAUAAAUACUCAUUCACCCACUCUUGCCCAAUGCCAUUAAAAUCGUAGACUUGUGUGAUUGUUUGCAAUUUAGUUCCAGAAGAUCAGUGGUUGCCUACACUUUACUCUUCAAGAUGAAGCUUGCCGUGAUUGCUUUGUUAAUUGUUUCACUUGUUCUGACUUCUUCUUUCCUUCAGUCAGCCGUGGCCUAUGACGAACCAAGUUCAUGCGAUUCUAAGUGCGCAGUGAGGUGUGGGAAAGCAGGAAUAGCAAAACGGUGCUUGACCUACUGUGGAAUAUGCUGCAAUAAGUGCAACUGUGUCCCUUCUGGCAACUAUGGUAACAAGUCGGAAUGCCCUUGUUAUAGAGACAUGCUCAACUCCAAGGGCAAAUCCAAGUGCCCAUGAAAUUGAAUACUAGCACUAUCCACUUCUUUCCACUCAAUGUUCAUCUCUCUUUUUGCUUUUCGAUAUAUAUGUUGCUGCCAACUAGUAAUAAAAGUAUUCGCAUAUUCUUUAUUUUCCACAAAUUUACAUCCAAAUAUAUCAAGCACCGGUUGGCGCUAGCUUGUAAUUGUUCGUACUUGCUUUGAAUAUUAAAUGCAGACUUGUUUCCACUUGGGCUG